Molecule: messenger RNA, 1393 nt
Organism: Callorhinchus milii (elephant shark)
Lineage: Eukaryota; Metazoa; Chordata; Chondrichthyes; Chimaeriformes; Callorhinchidae
Product: intracellular hyaluronan-binding protein 4
Exons: 5
Coding region: 30-599 (189 amino acids)
Biological process (GO): positive regulation of translational initiation; positive regulation of RNA splicing
Cellular component (GO): nucleus; cytoplasm
Molecular function (GO): RNA binding
Source: RefSeq, a predicted model, not a curated record
UAGUACUAAAAACUUUUUCUUUUAGGGGAAUGAAACCAGACGACAGAAGGGGUGGAAGUGGAUCACGAAACUGGGGCUCUGUCAGAGAUGACCUGAGAGAAGCUGAACCUAACUCGACUGAAGAGGCCACCGAAAUGGAUGAGAGCCAGGAAGUGGCUGAAGGAGAUCCUGAGAAUAAAGGGAACGAAGGAGAACCUGAAACGGCUGUAGAUGGCCCCUAUGAAAUGUCUUUGGAUGAAUGGAAAGCACUUCAAGAACAGACUCGCCCCAAGAAGGAAUUUAACAUCCGUAAACCAGAUUCCAGUAUUUUGUCCAAGGCUGUUGUCAUCCACAAAUCGAAAUAUGAAGGGGAUGAAGUGAAGGAAGAAUCUGAUGAUGACGACCACCACUACUUCAGAAGAUCUGCAAAUGAUAUCACCUCUAAACUGGACAUUAACUUUGGAAGUCUUACACGCCCUGGCCGAGGAAGGGGUGGUUCUAGAGGUCGUGGAAGAGCCAAAAGAAUUAGUGAAACCAGACCAGAGGCCCCACCGCCAGAGAUGCCGCAGAUUAGCGCUCCAAACCCUGAUGAUCCUGAGGACUUCCCUGCUCUUGCUUGAAGCAUUAACGGACUGGAACUGACUUGGUGACAGCCAUCAUGGAGAUUUGUUUUGGGCACAUUGAGACGUAGAAGAUUUUUGCUUCAGUCAUAACACUGACUGAUUGUGUGAGGAGUGAUGUUUUUCUGACUACUGAAAUUGGACUUUUCUGUUCACCACCUGUGUGAAUGGAUCUCACCCCAUAACUUAAAAGCGUUCGAGUGUGGGUGAAAGAUGGAUGGAAUCUGACCUUACUACUGAGUGUUCAGCACCUCCCUUUGUGCUUAAUUGUGUAAUAUUGGCAAACAUGUCUAACUGCUCAAGAGAGGUAUAUUUGAUGUUUAGCAAAACAAUAUAUAUAUAUAUUAUAUAUAUGUAAUGUAUAUUAUAUAUAUGUAUAAAAAGUAUUGAAUGUUUCCUGAAAAAAGCACAUUGAUGAGAAGACAGAUUAUAUUGUGGUUAUUUAACAAGAUGGUUCUACUAUUGGUUUAACGGUGUAAAUUUGAAAUAUUGCAGGUGUAUUACAAGUGUGCCUAAGUUGGUGCCUGACCAGUGGAAACAACUGCAAGUUCACUGUAGACCAUUUUGAACAUAAUAUGCACAUGUCCUUCAAUUUGUUGAGGAGUUAGUUAUGCUGAGCCACAAAUAAAAAAAACACAAAAAAAAACUUUCUUUGUGACUACUUUUCAGAGUGUGUGUUUGGAAAGUUUGGACUAACUUGUGUAAAGGGGGGGAAAAAAAACUAGAUAAUUUGCCCUUUUGGUAAUUGUUUGUUUUGAAAAACUUGAUGGAAUAAAUGCAGAUUUGUUGAAGCA